Teleopsis dalmanni is the source of this 690-nucleotide messenger RNA. RefSeq lists its product as uncharacterized. The record is from RefSeq and is a predicted model, not a curated record. Lineage: Eukaryota; Metazoa; Arthropoda; Insecta; Diptera; Diopsidae. The transcript has 4 exons. Bases 129 to 677 code for a protein of 182 amino acids.
UAUACUGAUUGGUUUAGUAAAAGCUUUUCGUGCGAAUUGAGGAACUCUUUUCGUUUUCAUUUUAAACAAUUUUACUUUAUAUAGAUAGAUAAAGUUUUCUAAAAGUGGUUUUGAUUAUCGCAAGAAUAAUGGAUUCAAUGCCCUUCGACUUCGGAAUAGUGGAUUCUACGCUAUUGGACCCCCCUGAUGUAUUUGAAAAAGUGUCUACUUCGGAUUGCAAACCUUUUAUUUUUGAGGAAGAUGUUGUACGUCAAAAAUGGAAAGACUUGACUAAAAUAGAAGAUCAUGUAGUACGUGCGUUAGAUAAUUUAGGAGAUGUAUUCCAUUUGAUUAUCGAUGAAAGUGGCAAUCCAACUAAUGUUAGAAGGUCUACAGAGAAGUCCUUGAAUAGCAUUAUGAAGGCAGGGAAAAACAUAGAAAACUUUUGUAGAGAUAUGCCUGAAGAAUUGGAUGAUUUCAGCACGAAUUCUCAUAAAAGACUUUCUACUUUGAGAUUAAAGUUUCUAACAAGAGAAAAUAUGAUGCUGCAAGUGGAAUUUGAUAAGUCGAUAAAAUUGUCAGAGAAGCAUAAGCAAGAAAAUCUCGAAUUACUUGAAAGGAAAUCCGGUACUGGCUUGGGUAGUAAACAUAAAAGUAAAAACGAUUUUAACGGAGUUAUUGAUGCAGCAUUUCCAUAGAUAAAUUUCUCAG